AUGAGCUUCCCUGCCAAAUUCCCCCUGCUCCCGCCCAAGCUCCGAUUCACCACUCAGAUGUGGCAUCCCAACAUUUAUCCGGACGGGACGGUCUGUAUCUCGAUCUUACAUCCGCCUGGGAACGAUGAAUACGGAUACGAGGAUGCGGGAGAACACUGGUUACCGGUGCACACGAUCGAGUCGAUCCUCGUCUCCGUCACCUCCUUGCUUGCCUCCGAAAGCCCUAACACCGAGUCGCCCGCGAACAUCGAUGCCGCCAAGGAACUGCGCGACGAUCCCGCUAGUUACAAGAAAAAAGUCCGACGUCUGGCGCGUAAAUCGGCCGAGGAUUGCUUCGAUUAA
Messenger RNA from Puccinia graminis f. sp. tritici CRL 75-36-700-3, 342 nucleotides. RefSeq names its product ubiquitin-conjugating enzyme E2 G1. The record is from RefSeq and is a predicted model, not a curated record. Gene Ontology annotation, biological process: proteasome-mediated ubiquitin-dependent protein catabolic process; protein polyubiquitination. Gene Ontology annotation, molecular function: ubiquitin conjugating enzyme activity. NCBI's taxonomy places the organism in Eukaryota, Fungi, Basidiomycota, Pucciniomycetes, Pucciniales, Pucciniaceae. The transcript has 3 exons. The coding region runs from base 1 to 342 and encodes 113 amino acids.